Asterias rubens (European starfish) is the source of this 3056-nucleotide messenger RNA. RefSeq names its product pre-rRNA-processing protein TSR1 homolog. NCBI's taxonomy places the organism in Eukaryota, Metazoa, Echinodermata, Asteroidea, Forcipulatida, Asteriidae. Gene Ontology annotation, cellular component: preribosome, small subunit precursor; nucleus. The transcript is spliced from 22 exons. Gene Ontology annotation, molecular function: U3 snoRNA binding; GTPase activity; GTP binding. Gene Ontology annotation, biological process: endonucleolytic cleavage of tricistronic rRNA transcript (SSU-rRNA, 5.8S rRNA, LSU-rRNA); ribosome biogenesis; maturation of SSU-rRNA from tricistronic rRNA transcript (SSU-rRNA, 5.8S rRNA, LSU-rRNA). The record is from RefSeq and is a predicted model, not a curated record. Bases 90 to 2537 code for a protein of 815 amino acids.
UUACGCGCGCGCCCCGGUAUUUGCGAUAAGGUCUAUACCACGUGUAGUGAUGAGUGGAUGAACAGCAAUCAUUACUGUAUGAUUCAAUCAUGGCUGCGAACAGUGAGCAGGAAACACACCGAUCGGGGCCAUUUAAGCAACACAAUAAAACACAUAAGACUGGUAGACAUCGAAGUAAAGGACAGAUAGAGACAGUUGGUAAAGGUAGAGUGAGUGUUAAGACCCAAUCAAGAAAAAACAAACAUGAAAUCAGUAAAGUCAACAGACGUCAUCAGGCAGUCCAGAGGAGACAGACUAAGAGGGAAGAAACCUUAGCCAGGAAGAGAAACGUCGGAGGCAAAGACACCCCUCCCCAUCUUGUGGCAGUGAUUGGUCUACACCCAGACUGCGAUGCCAAGGGAUUGGUGGAGAAACUACAGUCAUGUGACGAGUCAGCCAUCCAAUCAGUGAACAGCAAUGGCAUCAUUACUGAUCUAUGUGUGCCAAGAUUCAACAAGCGUGUGGCGUUUGUAACCCCACCUCCUGAUAUGACUUCCAUCUUAGAUGCUGCUAAGACUGCAGAUUCCUUGCUUUGUUUGGUAUCACCCUUAGAAUGCUGGGAUUCUUGGGGUGACCUCUGUUUGACCUGUCUCUUCUCUCAGGGGUUGCCUGCCACUACAUUAGUUACACAGGGCUUGGAUAAGGUACCGAUUAAGAAGCGAAAUGACAUCAAGAAGGUCCUCCAGAAGAAGAUCGAGAAGAGGUUUCCCGAUAAGAAGUUGUACACAUUGGAUACGGAGCAGGAGGGGCUGUUGCUUCUACGUCACUUGACCGAUCAAAGACUACAGCCAAUCAAAUGGAGGGAUACAAGACCGCAUCUUCUAGCUCGAGCAGUGACCUUUGAACCUCAAGAGGAAGAGGGAUCCAUAGGAACGCUGAAGAUGUCUGGAUUCCUGCGUGGUUCACCCCUCACCGUGAAUGGAUUGAUCCACUUACCAGGGUUUGGCUCGUUCCAGAUGAGUCAGAUUGAUAUGACCCCUGACCCCUGCCCUAUGACUUCUAGAGUUCAAAAGAGAAAGACGAAAGGGCAUGAAUCCAUGGAGGCUGAUGAUGAGAGUCAAAUGGAGGAAGGAGCGAUUGUAUUAGACACAGCUGACCCGGAUAAACAAGAAAGCUUAGACAGUGAAGCAGUCCCAGAUCCCAUGGAGGGUGAACAAACAUGGCCGACAGAGGAGGAACUCGCUGAAGCAGAAGCUGCCCUAGAGGAGUCCAACACUAAGCAGACAGUGAAAAGAGUCCCUAAAGGAACCUCAGAAUAUCAAGCUGCCUGGAUUGUAGACAGCGACCAUGAAGGCCAAUCUUCAGAUGAAGAUGAUAGUGAAGAUGAAAAUGAAGAUGUUGAAUUCCAUGAUGCAAGAUCUCAGGAUGACAGUGAUGAUGAAAGACAAGCCCCUAGUCAAGCAGAUACUGAUAUGGACUUUGAUACCGUCAGUGUAACCGAGGGCAACAAGGCCAACUAUGAUGUAGAUUUCGAUGAAGAUCAGGAAAAGGCAAUGCUUGAGAAGUAUCGAGAGGAACGUAUGCAGGUCAUGUUUCCUGAUGAGGUCGACACACCUAUAGACCUAGCAGCAAGACAACGCUUUGCAAGAUACCGAGGGCUAAAGAGUUUCCGAACGUCACCUUGGGACCCCAAAGAGAACCUUCCCCAAGACUACGCUCGUAUCUUCCAGUUUGAGAACUUCAAUCGGACAAGGAAACGAGUCAUGGCUGAGGAACGACUGGGAAGAGCUGAGCCUGGAUGCUACAUUACAGUUCAUAUCUCAAAUGUCAAUCAAAGUUUCAUGGAUGACUACAAUCCCAAGAAACCUCUGGUUGUUUUUGGCAUGCUGCCUCAUGAGCAGAAGAUGUCUGUGUUGCACUUUGCCAUCAAGCGAUACCACAACUUCACAGAACCUGUGAAAUCAAAGGAGAGACUCAUCUUCCAAGUUGGUUUCAGACAAUUUUCAGCAUGUCCCAUCUUCUCUCAACACUCUAACGGAGACAAACAUAAGUAUGUACGGUUCUUAUCGAAGGAUGAUGCUGUGGUAGCUACAGUGUAUGCACCCAUCACAUUUCCUCCUACCACGGUUCUUGUAUUCAAACAGAACAUAGACGGAACUCACAGUCUUGUAGCUACUGGUUCCAUGCUAAGCGCUAAUCCCGAUCGCAUUGUCACUAAGAAGAUUUCCCUAAGCGGUCAUCCAUUGAAGAUAAUCAAUCGCCAAGCUGUUGUUAGAUACAUGUUCUUCAACAGAGAGGACAUCAUGUGGUUCAAACCAGUGGAGCUACAUACAAAGUGGGGACGUCGAGGGCACAUCAAGGAACCCUUAGGCACUCACGGUCAUAUGAAAUGCAUCUUUGAUGGCAAGUUGAAAUCUCAAGACACGAUCUUCCUGAAUCUUUACAAGCGAGUUUACCCUAAGUGGACCUACGACUCAACAUGUCAACGAGCUCUUAAUGUAACAUCAUGCACACCAAUGGGCGAUAUGACACACGAUGAGGACAUGGAUGAUUACUAAAUCAUUGUGCAAAGAAUAUUUAUAAUUGAAUUAUAUUUUCUUUUAAUCUGAUGAACUGGGUCAAAUUUUAUCGAACUACUUAAAAGCCGAGUUUGUGUUUACUGCGCUAGUUUCCAUUUCCUAUCUCUGCUAACCGUAAGAACACAAAAAGGCAUACUAACCUUUCAGUGCUUACUGUAUGAGAACAAUUGACAUACAUGUACCAAUUUAAAUCCAUUAUAGGUGCGCCAGCUGGCCGCCUCACUUUUUGCUAACCUAUAAAAUAUGCUGAAAUGCUUAACAAAAUUGUUCUGCUAUAGUUAGUGUGAAAAUUUGCUUACCGUUAAGCAGCGUUAUGAAAUUGGCCCCUCGCUUCGCCUUGGUGCCCAUUCAAAAGGUUCACGAAGGACUUUAAAAGAUAACCAUGGAAUUGUCCAUUGCCCUGUCAAAGAUGAGAUUCUAGGCCUGCACUUAAAGACACUAUUGGUAAACCAGUCUUCUCACUUGGUGUAUCUCAACAUAUGCAUAAAAUAACAAACC